Molecule: messenger RNA, 2514 nt
Organism: Mercurialis annua (annual mercury)
Lineage: Eukaryota; Viridiplantae; Streptophyta; Magnoliopsida; Malpighiales; Euphorbiaceae
Product: cation/H(+) antiporter 4-like
Exons: 2
Coding region: 285-2369 (694 amino acids)
Biological process (GO): proton transmembrane transport; regulation of pH
Cellular component (GO): endomembrane system; membrane
Molecular function (GO): antiporter activity
Source: RefSeq, a predicted model, not a curated record
UGUACAUGAUAGUCAUAAUCUAUUACUUGGAGUAUAAAAAAUUGAGUUAAAACAUUGUCAAGAUCAAACUUAAUUCGACUAUAAAAUGUUAAUUUCAAAAUAAUGUGACUCUUAACUCGAUUUCAGUAUUAUAGAUAGCCAGAAAGCGUCACGGCGACUACUUUACAACGACGGACGAGCACGAACACCCGUAAUUGUUGAUUGAUUGAUCUAAUAUUAAUUGUGUUGUUGUGUUGCAGACGGGGUUAAUUCUUGGCGAAACACUUCUGGGGAAAUAUGACUUCAUGAAAUACAACGUAUACCCUAUAGAGAGCCAUGUCACACUCCGAACCUUAGCAGUGAUCAGCAUCAAUAUCUUUAUGUUUCUAGCGGCAGUAAAGAUGGAUGUUGGGAUGGCACUUACGACAGGAAAAAAGGCUAUGUCAAUUGGUGUUUUAUGUGCACUAACUCCAUAUAUAUGUGGGGCAAUUUACGCAAUCACCCAAAAACAUAAUAUUUUUGAAAACUAUAGGGAGUUAGCUGUAUUCUUAGAAGUCGUACAGAUUCAAUCAAUCACUCCCUUUCCUGUUGUUUCCUACACAAUAGACCAACUCAAAAUAACGAAUUCCGAACUCGGACGUCUUGGACUUUCGGCGGCUUUAGUUGCGGAUGUGUACUCUAUCAUAAUAGCAUUAAUUUCAUCAUUCUACAAGGGAGGCAGUAAGAGAUACUUCAUAGCAUUUGCCAGCUUUCUUUUACUGGCAGCAUUUAUCAUAAGACCAAUGAUGCUUUGGGUGAGUCGACGGACUCCGACGGGAACUCCGGUUAGAAGUGCAUACAUUAGCAUCAUCCUCGUGUUAGCAUUCUUGUCCGGCCUGUUUUCCUUUGAGUUUCAUGAGGGACCGUACGUUGGUCCCUUUAUUCUGGGUUUCACGGUACCAGCAGGACCUCCAUUAGGAUCUUCUUUAGUAGAAAAGUUCGAAACUGUUUCUUUCGGGUUUCUUCUUCCAAUCCUAACUGCUAUAUCGAUGUUGAAUGUCGAUUUGUUCUUGAUCUCGUCGGAAUUUACCAAGAUACAUCUUUACCUGGCUGUUAUAGUCAUACUUUUUGCUGUCAAGUUGAUUGCGUGUUUCAUCCCUUCGUUGUUCUGCAAGCUGCCGAUAAUUGAUUCGGUGGCGCUCGCUUUCAUUUUGAGCUGCAAAGGUGUGAUUGAGCUAACAGCAACUGCUGUUCUCAACGACAAAGAGAUUGUCAGUCAAGAGCUUCUGUCCCUUAUUGCUUUAUUCAUCCUCUUUAGCUCAGUCUUCUUCCCAGUUCUUGUCAAAUAUCUCUAUGACCCGUCACGGAAAUAUGCAGGGUAUGAAGAGAGGAACAUUUCCUGUUUAAAGCCUCAAUCUGAGCUCCGAAUUGUCACGUGCAUUAGAAAACCCGACGACAUAACUUCUGUCAAGAAAUUUCUUAGAUCUACGUAUCCUACAAAAGAAAGCCCUAUCGCAGUUUAUGUCCUUCACCUCAUCGAGCUAAUGGGUCGAACAACCCCGAUUUUCAUAACUCACCGAAAGCAAAAACCAGGUUCGAACCACAUUUCUGAAAAUGUCAUCAUGUCUUUUGAUAACUACCAGCAGUAUAAUUGGGAUGCAGUAUCCGUAGAUACCUUCACAGCAAUAUCUCCACCUAAGUUCAUGCACGAAGACAUAUGCACACUCGCUCUCGAUAAACUCACAUCCCUUAUAUUAAUCCCGUUCCAUCCAAAGUUCACAAUUCAUGAAGCUGCAGGGUCUGAAAAUCUCCUCAGAGUUAGGAACCUUACGCGCAGAGUCCUCGACAGAACCCCUUGCUCUGUCGGGAUAUUCUUUGAUCGCAGCAAAUGUAAUCACCAACACAUCAAAGCAUCAACAAACUCAUUUCAAGCCUUGUGUGUGAUCUUUUUGGGAGGCAGCGAUGAUCGAGAGGCCUUGGCCUUAGCAAGGCGCAUGGCCAAGAACUCGAUAGCAAGUCUAACAGUCGUCCAUUUGAUAUCCAACACAGAGGAGGAUGAUACUGCUGACUGGGAAGAAAAAAUCCUGAAUGCUGAUUUGAUUGAAGAUGUUAUUGAUGAUGUUAAGCAAAGUAACAUUGAUAACAAAGAAUCAAUUGUCACAUACAAAGAGCAUAAAGUGAACGACGGACCAGAUACCGCAUUGUUAGUUCAUACAUUAGCGAAUGACUACGAUCUUUUUCUAGUCGGAAGACGAGACGGAAUUGAAUCUCCUCAAACAAGGGGGCUAUCUCAAUGGAGUGAACUUCCAGAAUUGGGUAUUUUGGGCGACUUUCUUGUUUCAAAUGAUCUUCAUAGUGAAGCUUCAGUUUUAGUUGUGCAGAAACAAAAACAAAAGAAAUACUUAGAAUAGAAUAAACUAGAAUGAAUUCAGUGAUGUUGAAAUUGUAGCUCCCACUGUGAGAUUGUGAAUUCCAGUCCCAGUCCGAGUCUGAUUAACCGUUAAAAUUUAUUGCGGUUACCGAACUAUAACGCAAUUUCCGAGGUUACUAUCGCAA